Drosophila erecta is the source of this 2104-nucleotide messenger RNA. It is a transcript of the gene dare, whose product is annotated as NADPH:adrenodoxin oxidoreductase, mitochondrial. Gene Ontology annotation, biological process: ubiquinone biosynthetic process. The record is from RefSeq and is a predicted model, not a curated record. Bases 583 to 1983 code for a protein of 466 amino acids. The transcript is spliced from 4 exons. Gene Ontology annotation, cellular component: mitochondrion. NCBI's taxonomy places the organism in Eukaryota, Metazoa, Arthropoda, Insecta, Diptera, Drosophilidae.
AUAUAUCUAUUUUGUAUAUCAAAGAAAACUUCUUACAACUAAUUAUUAUAAUUACUAAAUGCUGUCAUUUCAAAAAAAUAUUCUCAAAGUGUAUAUUUUAUUUAUUAUUUCUAAUACAACUUUAUACAAAUUUGCUGGAAUAACCUUAUAUGAACAUAUUUUACAAUGUGAUAAGAAAUGGAAAAAGGCGCGCGAUUUGAUUUUUUGCUCCGCGCUGCAAUCUUCUGAAUAACAAUCUUAGAUUAUUUCCAUUUUCCUAGCUUUUUAUUAGUGAUAUAAUAUAUGUUUUAGUUCAGAUUUUUAACUCCUAGAAUUUUCCAUCAGAAAAUCGUGAAAAGCCAAUAAAAAAGAAAUCACGUAGUGUUACCAAAACGCGAAGUCGGGUAAAUACACUGUUUUGGUUGGAUUUCACUGGGUAUUUCGGGGACCGCUGGCGAAAGUCUUUCGGGAGAUAACGAGUAAAUAACAAAUCAUCGUUAGCAAACAACUUUUAUAAAGAGAUCACCGAGCAAACCGCCAGAUUUUCUGUAAGAUUGGAAAGAGCUUAUGUCCCAGUAGCCAAAAGUCGGCGAAUGAUCCACGAUGGGCAUCAAUUGCCUAAACAUCUUGAGACGUGGCCUCCACACGAGUUCCGCCCGAUUGCAGGUGAUCCAGGGCGCCACGCCCACCAAGCGGAUAUGCAUUGUGGGCGCCGGGCCCGCCGGCUUCUAUGCCGCCCAACUGAUCCUCAAGCAGCUGGACAAUUGCGUAGUGGAUGUGGUCGAGAAGCUGCCGGUUCCCUUCGGACUGGUGCGCUUUGGCGUUGCGCCCGACCAUCCGGAGGUCAAGAACGUAAUCAACACCUUCACCAAGACCGCCGAGCAUCCGCGUCUGCGUUACUUUGGCAACAUAUCGCUGGGCACGGAUGUCAGCCUGCGGGAGCUGAGAGAUCGAUAUCAUGCCGUGCUCCUUACCUACGGAGCGGACCAGGAUCGGGAGCUAGAGCUGGAGAACGAGCAGCAGGGUAAUGUGAUAUCAGCACGCAAAUUUGUGGCCUGGUAUAAUGGAUUGCCGGGUGCGGAAAACUUGGCUCCGGAUCUUAGUGGUCGCGAUGUCACGAUUGUGGGUCAGGGCAACGUGGCUGUGGAUGUGGCUAGGAUGCUGCUUAGUCCCUUGGAUGCUCUGAAGAGUACGGACACAACUGAGUACGCCUUGGAAGCCCUUUCGCGCAGCCAAGUGGAACGCGUCCACCUCGUUGGCAGACGUGGUCCCCUGCAGGCCGCCUUCACCAUCAAGGAGCUGCGUGAGAUGCUUAAGCUUCCCAAUGUAGACACCCGAUGGCGUUCUGAGGAUUUCUCGGGCAUUGACCUGCAGCUGGAUAAACUGCAGCGACCUCGCAAGAGACUCACCGAACUGAUGCUUAAGAGUUUAAAGGAGCAGGGCAGGAUCGCCGGCUCUAAACAGUUCCUGCCCAUCUUUCUGCGCGCUCCGAAGGCGAUAUCCCCAGGAGAAAUGGAGUUUUCCGUCACGGAACUGCAGCAGGAAGCAGCAGUGCCCACCACUUCCACAGAGCGCCUUUCCUCGCACUUAAUCCUGCGCAGCAUUGGCUACAAAUCGAGUUGCGUGGAUACGGGCAUCAGUUUUGACACCCGACGCGGCCGAGUUCACAACGUUGAUGGUCGGAUUCUCAAGGAUGAUGCUUCCGGAAAGGUUGACCCUGGACUUUAUGUAGCUGGCUGGCUAGGAACUGGACCCACUGGCGUUAUUGUGACCACCAUGAACGGCGCCUUUGCGGUGGCCAAAACCAUCUGCGAUGACAUUACCACGAAUGCCGUGGACACCAGUUCUGCCAAACCAGGAUACGAUGCGGAUGGCCAACGAGUGGUUACUUGGGAUGGCUGGCAGCGAAUCAAUGAUUUUGAGUGCGCGGCGGGAAAAGCCAAGGGAAAGCCGCGCGAGAAGAUUGUUAACAUCGAGGAAAUGUUACGGGUGGCAGGAGUCUGAAGCCAAGAUUCCAUGGGUUGCGGUUGACAAUAGUUUCCUUUUAGAACACAUCUAGCUUUCUUUAUUUAUCUGUCGUUUGAGGCCCUUGUUAUUCAUUGUAAAUAUAAGUCCUUUAUAAAAC